This is a messenger RNA of Schistocerca gregaria, 1552 nucleotides long. RefSeq names its product tryptophan--tRNA ligase, cytoplasmic-like. The record is from RefSeq and is a predicted model, not a curated record. Lineage: Eukaryota; Metazoa; Arthropoda; Insecta; Orthoptera; Acrididae. The coding region runs from base 42 to 1235 and encodes 397 amino acids. The transcript is spliced from 2 exons. Gene Ontology annotation, molecular function: ATP binding; tryptophan-tRNA ligase activity. Gene Ontology annotation, biological process: tryptophanyl-tRNA aminoacylation. Gene Ontology annotation, cellular component: cytoplasm.
ACAUUUUUUUUUGGUUUAGCUUCGCGCCACCGGGCUAAGCUAUGGAAAACAGAGCUGCCGGGGACGACGGCUUCGCCGACGAUGAAUUCGUCGUUAACAUCGAAAAUGUGAGCGGCAAGGUCGACUAUUCAAAGCUCAUUCAAAGAUUCGGGUCUGAGCCCAUUAUGCCGGGUUUGGUUGAGCGCAUAGAGCGCCUGACUGGUCGUCCGGCUCAUCCUUUUCUUUCUCGUGGUUUUUUUUUUAGUCACAGAGAACUCGACAAGCUGCUGGACGCGUACGAGGGUGGAAGGAAGUUCUACUUGUAUACGGGGCGCGGCCCGAGCACCGACUCGAUGCACCUCGGUCAUUUGAUUCCGUUCAUCUUUUGCAAGUAUCUCCAGGACGCGUUCGACGUGCCCGUCGUCAUUCAGAUGACGGACGAUGAGAAGUAUUUGUACAAGCAAGUGAAUUUGGAGUCUCUCCGACAAUACACAAUCGAAAACGUGCGCGAUAUCAUCGCUUGCGGCUUCGACGUCAACAAGACCUUCAUCUUUUCCAACUUGGAGUACAUACAACACUUGUACCCGAACGUGUUGAGAAUUCAAAAAAACGUGACGGUCAAUCAGGUCCGAGCCAUUUUUGGAGUGAACGACAGCAGUAAUAUUGGGAAGGUUUCCUUUUCGGCCAUCCAGGCCGCGCCUAGCUUUGCCUCGUCGUUUCCACAGGUCUUCGAGGGUUGCCAGAACAUGCUUUGCCUGAUUCCGUGCGGAAUCGACCAGGACCCGUAUUUCUUGAUGACGCGCGACGUCGCGCCCAGGCUGGGCAGUCCGAAGCCGCACCUGAUUCACUCUAAGUUCUUGCCCGCGCUGCAGGGCAUGGACAAGAAGAUGAGCUCUUCCGUCGAAGAGAGCGCGAUAUUUUUGACGGACUCCGAAGCUCGGAUUCGAGAGAAGGUCAUGAAGUACGCGUUUAGCGGCGGGCAGUCGACCAUCUCCGAUCAUCGGCGAUUGGGCGCCGAUUUGAACGUGGACAUCUCGUACCAAUAUCUGAGCUUCUUCUUGGAGGACGAGAAAGAGUUGCAGAGGAUCAGAGCGGAAUAUUCGAGCGGGAAAAUGCUCACGGUCGAGGUCAAAAAAAUACUGGUCGGGCUGAUAUCCGAGCUUGUUCGCCGGCAUCAGGCGGCCAGGAGCGGCAUUUCGGACGAUUUGGUCAGGGAGUUCAUGUCCGUCCGAAAGUUGAAUCUGUCUGCUCCCUGAGGAGCCCCCCCCGCGAGAUCGAGGUGCCAGUUUUUGUUUUUAUUUUUAUUACUAUUGAACAGUCGCAUGAUGAUGUCCUGAACGGACGCGCGGCUCGCGUCCGCAGCACAGAAUCCGAGGGGCCGGAGGCCGGUGCGUCGGCCGCCGUCUCGCCCGCUUUUAGCAAAAGGAGGGAGGGAGGGGCGUGGGUUUUGUGAGUUCCACCUUGGGUUCGAAGACGUCUCCGAUUUCUUGGAGUAUCGCGAUGACCAGCGUACCGUAGAACGUGAAAAGGCUUCCGGUGGGAAAAAUAAAGACGCAGUGCAGCGCCAGGAGAA